Molecule: messenger RNA, 5064 nt
Organism: Diuraphis noxia (Russian wheat aphid)
Lineage: Eukaryota; Metazoa; Arthropoda; Insecta; Hemiptera; Aphididae
Product: polyamine-transporting ATPase 13A3-like
Biological process (GO): polyamine transmembrane transport; intracellular calcium ion homeostasis
Cellular component (GO): membrane
Molecular function (GO): polyamine transmembrane transporter activity; ATP binding; ATPase-coupled monoatomic cation transmembrane transporter activity
Source: RefSeq, a predicted model, not a curated record
CGCGGCGGCGACAUUAACGAUACGGCGCUGUGCUCGUUCGGCGGCGCGUGAAAUUUCCGAACGCGGAAAAUACGCCGAUGUCGGUACUAGCGGUCUCUGACGGUAAUCGCGCGUCUUUCCCGUACUCGUGCAGUCGUCCGACCGUUCGCGGUUUGCCCCACCUAGUAUCUACACAGUACAUCACUACAUCAUUUAAAAUCCGCUCGUCCGUCCGUUCGUUCGUCCGUCUCUUGUUUUUCUUUUUUUUUCUUCUUCUAUUGCUAAGGGUAAAGAACUCGCCGCCCACGCCGCGACGUUGAAAAAUCGUUUUAAUCCGGUCAUUCCGAAGGUCGAGAAAACGUAACGCGUCUACGGCGCCGUGCUUUUAGUUUACCGUGAUUUACACCGCCGGUUUUAUUCAAUUCACUGACUAAUUUUUUUAUUUUUUAUUUUUCCCCCGUCAGUCGCGUGUUCCUGCAGUACACACACCUAACCUAACCGUUCAUGUUCGACAUCUGUUUUCGCUAAAAUAUCGUUUAAAGUGCGAAACACCACUCGAUCAUCUCGACCCGUACCUACCCGGUGACCGUUGGGUCGUUGUCUGUCAUUCGAAUGUGUUACGGGAUUCUUGCGGUCCUGUGACGUCCUACGCCGCUGCUGUGUUUGCUCAUCAUGCUUGACAUUCAAAUCGACGAUUGGAUACGUGAACCCGCUGAAGACGUGAGGUACAGCAGCAACUGCGGAGGAGCGACCGUCAGAUCUUGGCGCAGCAAAUGCGAUCCUGGUGAAUGACGCCUCCCUACUACAAUCGUUAAGCGCCGCAAACGACCCAGGUGAUAAUGGCCGAUCUCGUGGCCAGAUUAAGCAAGCUCGUGCGUUUGCACGGUGCUGGCCACAAAAAAGUUAACCAUCCAGAAGACCCAGUCUGCACGCCUCUCCGCAGGCCAAUUAAAGAAGAUUCUAAAUUUAAAGACGAUGAAGACCCAUCUGUUGAUUAUGUUGACAUUAUUGGUACUGAAGAACAAUUGGAGUUACACGGCUACCGACGACACAUGGGAUAUACAAUUAUGUCUUGGGUAGUGACAAUCAUAACAUGUGGCGCUCUUCGUUUAAUUUUUUAUUGGUGGCCAACAUUAAUGUUGUUUUCAACCCAUAUGAAAUGUUCAUUGCAAACUGCCGAAAAAAUUUUAGUGGUGGAAACAUAUAAAAAAGAUCAUAGAAGUAAACAUGUAGCAGAAAUAGAAAUCAUCAAUUCCUCUUCGCUAUUACCAAGCGAAGCAUGCCGCGUGAAUGGCUGGGACAGACAGGCGUACUUUGAACUCAAAUCACUUGGCGAUUCAGCAAAACUACCAGUGCGAACACCAAGUGGAAUUUUCAAAGACCUGGAUGAAAUAAGACGAUUCGACUUCAAGAAGUACAGAUUCAUCUGGGAUGUGGACAAAAAGGAGUUCUAUUUGUUGACUGGAAUUGACUGUGGUAUAGAUACCCAYGAAUUGCAUGAACAAAGGGGAAUAUCUGCCCGAGAUCAAUAUCUGCGUCGUGCUGUCUACGGGCCAAACRUUAUUGAUGUUCCAUUGCAGACUAUUUGGUCACUGAUUUUCACUGAAGUUCUUAAUCCAUUUUAUGUAUUUGAAAUAUUUUCAUUUAUACUUUGGUACCUUGACGAUUAUUUAUCAUAUGCCUCAGCUAUAUUUGUUAUGUCAUUAGUCAGUAUUAUUACUGCUGUUAUACAAACAAGGAAGAAUCAAAGGAACCUUAGGAGUACCGUGCAUUCCAGCGAUGUUGCUAAUGUACUACGAGAGAAUAAUGUAAUUACAGUUCCUACAGAAUUGUUAGUUCCAGGGGAUGUUUUGGUUAUCCCUAGUCAUGGUUGUGUUAUGCACUGUGAUGCAGUCCUUCUCACAGGACAUUGUAUUGUUAAUGAAAGUAUGCUUACAGGUGAAAGUGUUCCUGUAACCAAGACAACAAUACCUGGAAACGCAGACCUAAAAUAUGACAUUAAAGAACAUGCUCGUCAUACAUUAUAUUGUGGAACAUCUGUUAUACAAACUCGUUAUUAUGGYGAGGGACGAGUAUGUGCUGUUGUGGUACGUACAGGCUUCCAYACUAGUAAAGGUUCUUUGGUACGUUCAAUAUUGUAUCCAGCACCAGUUGAUUUUGAAUUUGAACGGGACAGUUAUAAGUUCAUCCAAGUACUAGCAGGCAUUGCUACUGUCGGAUUUAUAUACACCGUGUUUAUCAAAGUAUCUCGAGGACAUUCUCUUGAUUCAAUAUUGAAGAAAGCUUUUGACCUAAUCACAGUUGUAGUCCCUCCUGCAUUGCCUGCUGCUAUGACUGUUGGACAAAUGUAUGCCCAAAUGAGAUUAAAAAAUCAUCAUAUAUAUUGCAUCAGUCCAAGAUCUAUAAAUGUGGCAGGGUCAAUUAAUUGUGUUUGUUUUGAUAAAACUGGUACCCUGACUGAAGAUGGUUUAGAUAUGUGGGGUAUAGUCCCUGUGACAACAUCAAAAUUUCUACCUUGCUAUAGGAAUGUGAGUUCAAUGUCAUCAGACCAUUUGCUCAUGUCAGCUAUGGUUACAUGCCAUUCUAUUACAUCCAUCGAUGGAAAGUUGUCUGGUGAUCCUUUAGACUUGAAGAUGUUUGAAUCAACUGGUUGGUUACUCGAAGAACCUGAGACUAGUGAAGACAACCAAUUUGAUCUGGUUAUGCCAGUUGUUGUUCGACCACCAAAUAAAAACACAUUCACUACUAUUGAACAAAUUGGACAAGAAAUUGGUAUCAUUCGUCAAUUCCCAUUUAGCUCAAGUUUGCAGUGCAUGAGUGUAAUAGCCAAACAUCUUUCUUCUAACUUGACACAUGUCUAUACCAAAGGGGCUCCAGAAAAAAUUUUAAGCCUUUGUAAUCCUAGUUCAAUUCCACCAGACUUUGAUCAAGUAUUACAACGAUUUACCAAACAAGGUUAUCGAGUGAUCGCUGCUGGCUACAGGGCUUUAAAGAAUAAUUUGAGCUAUGUUAAAACACAGAGAUUAACCAGAGAACAAGCAGAAUGUGACUUGACACUUUUGGGACUGAUUAUAUUAGAAAACAGAUUAAAGCCGGAAAGUGCUGGUGUUUUGGACACACUACGGUCUGCAAAUAUUAGAAUUAUUAUGGUUACUGGAGAUAAUAUGCUUACAGCACUCAGUGUCGCAAGAGAUUGUGGAAUCGUGUUGGAAACAGAAGAUGUUAUUACUGUGCAUGGAGUUACGGUGCCCCCUUAUUUGUAUUUCACAGCACCUGAUAUGAAUGUAAACCAGACAAUUAAUUCAAAUUCUAUUAAACUGAGUACUCUAAUAUCACCCAAUUCUGAUAAUACUGUAAAUUUGAAUAUGGAUUUAUUAGAAGCUGGAUUAUUAAGCCCCUCAAGUACUACUGCUAAUACACCAAUUAAAUGUUCUCAGAGGUAUACUUUUGCAUUGACUGGAAAAACUUGGUCAUUGCUUAGGCAAUAUUGCCCAGAACUCAUACCAAAAAUCAUUACUAGAGCAUCUGUAUUUUCACGUAUGAGUCCAGAUCAAAAACAACAACUUGUUCAAGAGUUGCAGGGAAUCGGUUAUUAUGUCGCAAUGUGUGGUGAUGGUGCCAAUGACUGUGGAGCUUUGAAAGCAGCACACACUGGUAUAUCACUGAGUGAAGCAGAAUCAUCUGUUGCUAGUCCAUUUACGUCACGCAAAGCAUCUGUUGAAUGUGUUGUGAGGGUAAUUCGUGAAGGUCGUGCUGCUCUUGUCACUUCUGUUGGCAUAUUCAAAUUUAUGGCUGGGUAUUCACUGGUACAAUUUAUAUCAGUUAUCCUGCUCUAUUCUAUCGACAACAACUUAUCAGAUUAUCAGUAUUUGUACAUUGAUUUAUUUCUUAUAUCACUCUUUGCAUUUUCAAUAAGUCGUACCUCUGCAUAUGAAGGACCCUUAGUCAAACAAAGACCUGAGACGUCRCUUGUCUCUGCCUUGCCGUUGACUUCACUUAUUGGACAAUUAGUUAUUUCUAUUGCAAUUCAAUUGAUUAGUUUCAUAGCCAUUCGAUGUAAUGAUUGGUUUGUGCCUUUUCAAUAUAAAGAAGACGCAUCAAUUGAAAGCUUUGAGAAUUAUGCAGUGUUUAGUGUAUCGUCAUUACAGUAUAUAAUUUUAGCUCUAGUUUUCAACAAGGGACCACCAUACAGACAGGGUUUACAAUCAAACUGGUGUUUAUCUAUCAUAUCAGUAGUCAUAUUAGCAUUUACUAUCUAUUUAUUUAUCUCUCCAUUUGAAAUUUUAAGAUCCAAAUUCGAACUCAAAUUACCUCCAGACAACUCMUCUUUCUUUUAUGUAGUUUUAGCAUUAGGGUUAAUAAAUUUAGCAUUGGCAGUAUUCCAUGAAAAAAUACUUUGUGACCGCAUACUUGUCAAAUUUUUGAGUUCUCGUUCUCAUAAGAGUAAAAGCUGGACAACCUCUUAUGCUGGAAUUGAGCAUGAGCUUCAAAAAAUGCCAGAUUGGCCUCCAUUGAGUAACGAUCGUUUUAGUUCAUCUUCGUCAUCACCAUUUUCGUAUACAUCACCUGAACAGCUGUCACCGACUAUUCGAUCAACAGUGCAACCAAAUGGAACAGCUAGCAAUGGUGUAAAUUUAUCGUUACACCGUCGCUUUAAUUCAGAGAGUGAAGAAUCCAAUUAUGCUACUCCUGCUGGUAGCUUACAACAUAUUUGACAAAAUUGUUAUGUUUUUUCAAACAAUAUGUAUGUACUUAAAAUAGUAGUUACCUGUAGAUUUUUCUUUUUAUUGCCAGUAUAGUUUAUUUUGUAUAGAAUACAUAUAAAAAAUACAAAUAUAUUUUACUGUCUUUAAUUGUCUUGUGCGUCUUUUAUAGUAUUCAUAUAGACUAUAUCUGAAUAAAACAGAAGUCAACAAAAUKUAUAGAUGUUUGUCAUCUGCAUAAUAAUUAUUGAUUAUCGCGUUAAUUUACAAUAGAGUUAAUGGUGUCUUAAUGUUAUUUACUAUUUUAUUAUUUUUGUUUAACUUAAGGUUAAAUAUCAAAUCGCCAGUAUUUACAUUUUUAAAUUAUGAUUUAUUAUUGUUU